Molecule: messenger RNA, 6021 nt
Organism: Scatophagus argus
Lineage: Eukaryota; Metazoa; Chordata; Actinopteri; Scatophagidae
Gene: mib1
Product: MIB E3 ubiquitin protein ligase 1
Exons: 22
Coding region: 662-3793 (1043 amino acids)
Biological process (GO): protein ubiquitination
Cellular component (GO): cytoplasm
Molecular function (GO): ubiquitin-protein transferase activity; zinc ion binding; protein binding
Source: RefSeq, a predicted model, not a curated record
AGACUCGAGUCUUCGGGCAUUAUCGUUUAGCUCCGUAGCUAGUUGUUGCUCGUCUGGGAUCUGAACGAUGAUUGACAAUAAUGGCGACGCGUUUAUUCUGAGUUGACUCCAGGGGACCAUCUCUGGCUGAUAAAGGGAGCAUCUUGGAUGGAUUUUCAGAAUCACAGACAGCAGCUAUAUAGUCAAACAAAUCCAAACGGACUAACCCUACAUUUAUCCCACCGAAAAGGACUUGCUAGCAUCGCUAUAGCUAGCAACUCGGCUCACUAGCCUGCUAAGUUGAAGAGGUGGCAUUCUUGUAUGUGGAGUGGAGGAGAGAGCCAGCUUACUUAGCCCUGAAAUUUGGCUAAGCUAGCAACGUGGUUCCUUAACCGGUAUCCACGACAAUUAAUCUCUUUUUAUCAGAAGCAACAGUCAGGAGGCAGUAGCUUGCAGUUAGCGUUAGCUUGUCGGGGUAGUUUUGUAAGGGGGUCUAACAGCCUCCUUAGAUAGCAAACUGAGCUAGCAGCCUAGCAUUGUGGAUUGUUCCAGUUUCUUUCCUGUUGCGACUUGCUUGCACUCAAAUUGGAAAACUGUUCACCAGCGCAUCAAUAGCUGGCUAGCCGGGAUUGCUAGCUUGCUGAGUUACUGAUUUCUGAGGCAUUGCGAGAUCUCUUCGUAAAUGACCACCGGCAGGAAUAACCGAGCCAUGAUGGAAGGAGUAGGAGCCAGAGUGGUCCGCGGACCUGACUGGAAGUGGGGCAAGCAGGAUGGUGGAGAGGGACAUGUUGGCACCGUCAGGAGUUUUGAAAGUCCAGAGGAGGUGGUGGUUGUCUGGGAUAAUGGGACGGCUGCUAACUACCGUUGUUCUGGAGCUUACGACGUGAGGAUAUUAGACAGUGCUCCAACAGGCAUCAAGCAUGAUGGAACCAUGUGUGACACCUGCCGUCAACAGCCCAUCAUUGGUAUUCGCUGGAAAUGUGCUGAGUGCACCAAUUAUGACCUCUGCACCACCUGUUACCAUGGAGACAAGCAUCACCUGAGACACCGGUUUUACAGAAUCACCACCCCAGGCAGUGAGAGAGUACUUUUGGAGUCACGUCGCAAGUCAAAGAAAAUCACCGCUCGAGGGAUCUUCACUGGUGGCCGGGUGGUGAGAGGAGUGGACUGGCAGUGGGAAGACCAAGAUGGAGGCAAUGGAAGGAGAGGAAAGGUGACGGAGAUUCAGGACUGGAGCGCAGCCAGCCCUCACAGCGCUGCCUACGUACUGUGGGACAAUGGGGCCAAGAACCUGUACAGAGUUGGCUUUGAGGGAAUGUCGGAUUUGAAAUGUGUCCAGGAUGCCAAAGGAGGCUCUUUUUACAGAGACCACUGUCCAGUUUUAGGUGAGCAGAAUGGCAAUAGGAAUCCUGGCGGUCUCCAAAUUGGAGACCUGGUCAACAUCGACUUAGACCUAGAGAUAGUUCAAUCCCUCCAACAUGGCCACGGCGGGUGGACCGACGGCAUGUUUGAGACGCUCACCACCACCGGCACAGUUUGUGGCAUCGAUGAAGAUCACGACAUUGUCGUUCAGUACCCCAGUGGCAACAGAUGGACAUUUAACCCAGCAGUGCUGACAAAGGCCAAUGUUGUGCGCAGUGGUGAAGUAGCAGCUGGGGCCGAGGGAGGCAGUUCCCAGUUCCUAGUGGGAGACCUGGUCCAGAUUUGCUAUGACAUCGACCGCAUCAAGCUGCUACAAAGAGGCCAUGGAGAGUGGGCUGAGGCCAUGUUACCUACCCUAGGCAAGGUGGGCCGUGUGCAACAGAUAUACUCUGACAGUGACCUGAAGGUCGAGGUUUGUGGAACUUCUUGGACAUACAAUCCUGCCGCUGUCACCAAGAUUGCCCCGUCUGGCUCAGCUGUCAGCAACGCCUCUGGAGAACGUCUGUCUCAGUUGCUGAAGAAACUAUUUGAGACACAAGAGUCCGGAGACAUCAACGAGGAGCUGGUCAAGGCAGCAGCCAAUGGAGACUUGGCCAAGGUAGAGGACAUCCUGAAGAGACCAGAUGUGGACGUGAAUGGACAGUGUGCUGGACACACUGCUAUGCAGGCAGCCAGUCAGAACGGUCAUGUGGAUGUCCUGAAGCUGCUGCUUAAACACAACGUGGACCUGGAAGCUGAGGACAAAGAUGGAGACCGGGCAGUGCACCACGCAGCUUUUGGUGAUGAGGGCUCUGUCAUUGAGGUGCUGCAGAGGGGCGGUGCUGACUUGAAUGCCAGGAACAAGAGAAGGCAGACUCCAUUACACAUAGCUGUCAACAAGGGCCACUUGCAGGUGGUCAAAACCCUACUGGACUUUGGCUGCCACCCCAGUCUACAGGAUUCAGAAGGGGACACGCCUCUGCAUGAUGCCAUAAGCAAGAAGAGAGAUGACAUGUUGUCAGUGCUGCUGGAGUCUGGUGCUGAUGUCACCAUCACCAACAAUAACGGGUUCAAUGCCUUGCAUCAUGCUGCCCUGAGAGGAAAUCCCAGUGCCAUGCGUGUGCUGCUAUCCAAACUGCCGAGGCCUUGGAUUGUAGACGAGAAGAAGGAUGACGGUUACACCGCACUGCACCUGGCUGCCCUCAACAACCAUGUGGAGGUGGCUGAGCUGCUGGUUCACCAGGGCAAUGCCAGCUUAGACAUCCAGAAUGUCAACCAGCAGACAGCAUUACAUCUGGCAGUGGAGCGUCAACACACCCAGAUAGUCCGGCUGCUUGUGCGGGCUGAGGCCAAGCUUGAUGUCCAGGACAAGGACGGGGACACACCGCUUCACGAGGCACUGCGUCACCACACACUGUCCCAAUUGCGACAACUCCAAGAUAUGCAGGAUGUCAGCAAAGUGGAGCCCUGGGAACCUUCCAAGAACACAUUAAUCAUGGGCUUGGGCACCCAGGGGGCGGAAAAGAAGAGCGCAGCAUCCAUCGCCUGCUUCCUGGCAGCUAACGGAGCAGACUUGACCAUUCGUAACAAAAAGGGCCAGUCCCCUCUAGACCUGUGUCCUGACCCCAGCCUCUGCAAAGCUCUGGCCAAAUGCCACAAAGAGAAGAGCAGUGGCCAGGUGGGCACUCGCAGCCCAUCUCUGAACAGCAACAUUGAGUCACUGGAGGAGUGUAUGGUGUGUUCAGACAUGAAGAGAGACACUCUGUUCGGGCCCUGUGGACACAUCGCCACCUGCUCCCUUUGCUCGCCUCGUGUCAAGAAGUGUCUCAUUUGCAAAGAUCAGGUCCAGUCAAGAACCAAGAUUGAGGAGUGCGUCGUCUGCUCUGACAAAAAGGCAGCCGUGUUGUUCCAGCCCUGUGGUCACAUGUGCGCUUGUGAGAACUGUGCCAGCCUCAUGAAGAAGUGCGUACAGUGCCGGGCUGUGGUGGAACGCCGCACCCCCUUUGUUCUGUGCUGUGGAGGGAAAGGUAUGGAGGAUGAUGCCGAUGAUGAUGAUGAUGGUGAUGAUGAUGAUGAUGAUGAUGAUGAUGAUGACCUUACAGGGAGCUCUAACACUAUGGCAGGAGGAUCGCAGGAUCUUCUCCAGCCCAACAAUCUGGCACUAAGUUGGUCCAGCGGAAACAUCCCAGCCUUGCAGAGAGACAAGGACAACACCAACGUCAACGCUGACGUACAGAAGCUACAGCAGCAGCUGCAGGACAUCAAGGAACAGACCAUGUGUCCGGUGUGUCUGGACCGGCUGAAGAACAUGAUCUUCAUGUGCGGCCAUGGCACCUGCCAGCUGUGUGGAGACAGGAUGAGCGAGUGCCCCAUCUGCCGCAAGGCCAUCGAACGUCGCAUCCUCCUCUACUAGAUGUCCCCCCCCCCCCCACAGACUCUCUUUCUUCUCUCUUCUCUUUAAGCCCACACUGACCACGCCUGCAAAGCCACAAUCAAACCAGCUGCUGCUGCCGCUGCUGCUGCCGCUGCUGGUCGGCCAUCCUCACAGCACUCGAGUCAUCAGGUCAAGGGCGUUUUCAAAUGUCUUACUCGACACUACAAAUGCUCUCUUAAUGGUUUGUUUGUGUUCAGAUGAAAUUUCUGUUACAAAACCAUGAGAUAAUAUGAACUGACUUUUAUGAAUUUUGUUGUUCUGUCAUCAUGUGUCCCAACUGCAGCCAGAAAGACUUUUUCUCAUUUGUUGUUCACCAAGUUUUUCCCGUCUUAUUCUCCUUUCUGUGUCUUCUUCUCUGUUUUUACAUGACAAGUGAGACUUCUUUUCUCCGAGUCUGUGGUGACUCCUUUAGACCCUUGGUCUGGAUAUAUACUUUAGGGGCAAGUCCCAUUUCUGGAUUUAAUCCUAGAACAGCUCUGAGUAUCAGAGCAAAUUCAGAAGUGCGGUGAAGACGUUUGCCUGUUACCUUUUGAUGUAAUGUUCAUGUGGAUCUGUUGCAGUUCAGUGCAGGCUGCAGUCAUGUUUUAUUGUAUUUGUAAAUCUAAUCUUCAUGCACGUUUAUUGGUAUCGGAAGCUCCAGAAGUACUUUGUUUUUUCACAACACUAUGGUAAGUUUGUGACACACAACUGUUUGCACCACUUGAAAGUUCAGUGAGUGUUUUCGCCUCAUGUCUGUUCAGUUUGGCUGUUGUGACUUGCUGUGUGCCGACUGUACUUGCAGUUGAAGACCAAACGUUGGCAGUUUUGCGGUAGAAAAGCCGAGUCAGGGUAGAGCUCUUUUCUUGGAGGUCCACUUAAGCUCGGUGAUUAAAAAUGCAGAGUUGUGGGGACUGUCAGGUAGCACACCACACGCGUACUUUGUUCACCAAGCUGUACUGAGACAGAUGGCGGAUGUCGCAAACACCCCUUUGGCUGCCAGAGCCGUCAUGGAGGGAUUUGAGAAUUCAAGACAAACACCCAGACUCACUCAGAUUCAGCUUCUGUCCAGUGAAGAACCCCUGUUGUGCCUGUUUGUUGUACUCACAAACCCACAGGAUGCAAAUAUAUCUUGUCACAACUUGAUGUGUAACUGUAGAGACUUGGUGGUAUUUGUCUGACAAAAAUCCGUACAAUUCACUGAGCGUUGCUGAUUUACCAUUGACGAGUGUGCCAUUUGCUUCCAAAAAUCUACUUGUUAAAUAACUUGUAUGGGGACAAGGUGCUCUUUAUCUUGUAUUACUUUUUUAUUUAAGUGUAUUUCCUUUUCUCAAAAUCAACAUUUAUUGAGCUAGAGAGUACAAUCUAUUAGAACACAAAGAUGAAAGUGUAGAAUAAAUUAUUUUGUAUUGCUGCCCAAAAAAAAAUAGGAUUUAUAGGUAUUACUGCCUCCCUGAUAUGUAGCCUCAAAAUCUCUCAGACAUCCUGCUUUGAUAUUAAUGUUGAGUUACGUUUGUGAUAUUUUUCUGUUUGCUUUUCGUUGGCAAUGGCUUUCUAGCAGUCAUCAGUAGAAGCGUUUUUUCUCUUGAAUAGUUCUCUGUAAGUCUAACACUUGUUCAUUUGUGAAACAACAAGAAGAAAAAAAAAAGACAUUUUGUUGUCAAAAGUGUCGUGUGUCUUCUCACCAGUGUUUUAUUUGGGAGGGAAGGUAAUGGUUUUUAAAGACAGAACUUGCCUUACCUCUUUUAAAAGGCAGUUGCCCAUGUGGAGACUCAGUGGUGGCGAGCUCGCUCCGCUACGUGGGGGAAUAAUUUUCAACCGCAUACAAGCAUUUUUUAUUUUAUUUUUUUUUCUUUUAGGACUGAAAGCAACUUUUUUGAGUACACUUUUUAUUCUUUUCAUUGAUCAUGAUAACACUUUAAGCUAGAAGCACUAAUACGCUUUAUGGUAGUGUUGUCUUGUUAAUGGUUGUUAUGAAAAAAAGCCUAUUUUGUACUUUAUUUUCAAUACCUGUAACUGUCCUGUUGGAAAUGUAUUGGUAGUGUUUUCUUUGGCAUGAAUGUUUGACCUACGCAGUACGACAUGUAUCAUGGAAAGUGUUCAGUCUGUAUUGCUAAUAAGUGCUUUUAAAACAACCAUAUAGCUGAAAUAAAGUUCUAAAUGAACCAUGGGACAUUAGAAGUUUGUUUCUCUAACUUCUUCUGCUGAAUGGUUCAUUAGCUUUUCUUUUU